Messenger RNA from Heterotrigona itama, 318 nucleotides. Lineage: Eukaryota; Metazoa; Arthropoda; Insecta; Hymenoptera; Apidae. The record is from the annotation of a GenBank genome assembly.
AUGUUUAAAAAGGAAAUUUUGUGCUGCAUGUUGCCAGUAAUCAUAGCAGUAUCCUUUGGGCAAUGUAAGGAGGCAAACGAAAUUCUUAAAUUACCCUUUGACAAUGAAGUUCCAACUGCAACAGACAUUGUGCAGAAAGCGGGAUAUCCAGCCGAGAGUCAUGAAGUUGUCACACAGGAUGGUUAUAUCCUGCGAAUGGAUAGAAUCACAGGAUCGAAGGAAAGUCCUCCGUCAGUUAAUAAACCAGCUGUAUUACUUAUUCAUGGUAUUUUAGAUGCCUCGCCUACGUGGGUGGUGACAGGUCCUGGAAAAGGUUUA